Messenger RNA from Oryzias melastigma (Indian medaka), 6783 nucleotides. RefSeq names its product transcription activator BRG1. Lineage: Eukaryota; Metazoa; Chordata; Actinopteri; Beloniformes; Adrianichthyidae. The record is from RefSeq and is a predicted model, not a curated record. Gene Ontology annotation, cellular component: nucleus. Gene Ontology annotation, biological process: positive regulation of transcription by RNA polymerase II. Gene Ontology annotation, molecular function: ATP-dependent chromatin remodeler activity; DNA binding; ATP binding. Bases 1 to 5004 code for a protein of 1667 amino acids. The transcript has 33 exons.
AUGUCCACUCCUGAUCCCCCUAUGGGGGGCACCCCUCGCCCCGGUCCUGGACCCUCCCCUGGGCCGGGCCCCUCACCCGGUGCCAUGCUGGGCCCCAGCCCCGGGCCCUCUCCGGGCUCCUCUCACAGCAUGAUGGGGCCCAGUCCUGGCCCUCCUUCCUCUGGACAUUCCCAGCCAGGCCCCUCUGGAUACGGGUCGGACAACAUGCACCAGAUGCACAAACCCAUAGAGGGCAUUCACGACAAGAGCAUGAGCGAGGAAAGCCGCUUCAACCAAAUGAAGAAUCUGUCCAUGAGACAGGGCGGGCACACUGGUAUGGGCCCCCCUCCUAGUCCUCUGGACCAACACUCGCAAGGUUACCACUCCCCAUUAGGAGGUUCUGACCACUCCAGCCCCGCUGCUUCAAACGGUCCCCCAUCGGGUCCCCUUCUGCCAUCAUCUCUAUCAUCGUCCUCUUCUUCUGCCGGUCCUGGAUCGUCCUCCACUUCCCUCGAUGGUCCAGGUGGAGAACAGCACAGCAUGGGGCCUAAUAACAGGUCUGGACCCCCUAGCAGUUCUGGACCCGGUCCCAGCCCCGGCCCCAGUCUUGGCUCCAACACUCCCAGCCUUGGUUCUGGCCUUGAAACUGCUGGUCUAGCAGGUCCUGGAGGCCCCGGUGGCCCAACUCCUUUCACCCAGAACCAGCUUCACCAACUCAGAGCCCAAAUCAUGGCUUAUAAGAUGCUGGCUCGUGGGCAACCCCUGCCCGACCACCUUCAGAUGGCUGUCCAGGGAAAGAGGCCAAUGCCAGGAAUGCAGCAGCAGCCGAUGUCCAGCCUGGGUCCUGGAGGUGGAGGAGGACCAGGAGGUGGACCAGCAGGACCAGGACCAGGGCCAAUGAGCUCAGGUUACAGCCGAGCUCAUGGAAUGAUGGGUCCCAACAUGCCUCCCCCAGGUCCAUCAGGGACUCCUGUUGGGAUGCAAGGACAAAACCCAAACGGACCACCCAAGUCCUGGCCUGAAGGCCCCAUGGUGAAUGCAGCAGCACCCUCCAAUGCCCCCCAAAAGCUGAUCCCCCCUCAACCCACCGGCAGGCCCUCUCCUGCUCCGCCUUCUGUUCCCCCGGCUGCCUCCCCCGUAAUGCCCCCGCAGACCCAAUCCCCCGGCCAGCCAGCACAGCCUACUCCCAUGAUGCCUUACCACGCCAAGCAGAACCGCAUCACCCCCAUCCAGAAACCCUGUGGCCUCGACCCCGUGGAGAUUCUGCAGGAGCGGGAGUACAGGUUACAAGCUCGUAUUGCUCAUCGCAUAGCUGAACUGGAGAACCUGCCAGGUUCUCUGGCUGGAGAUCUACGUACCAAAGCUACUAUCGAGCUCAAAGCCCUCCGACUGCUUAACUUCCAGAGGCAGCUGCGUCAAGAAGUGGUCGUCUGCAUGCGGCGUGACACGGCCUUAGAGACUGCUCUUGACGCCAAGGCCUACAAGAGGAGCAAGCGUCAGUCUCUGCGGGAGGCCCGCAUCACCGAAAAGCUGGAGAAGCAACAGAAGAUCGAGCAGGAACGCAAACGCAGGCAGAAGCAUCAGGAGUACCUCAACAGCAUCCUCCAGCAUGCCAAAGACUUCAAGGAGUACCACCGGUCCAUCACAGGCAAAAUUCAGAAGCUAACCAAAGCCGUGGCCACGUACCACGCCAACACCGAGCGCGAGCAGAAGAAAGAGAACGAGCGCAUUGAGAAAGAGAGGAUGAGGAGGCUGAUGGCGGAGGAUGAGGAGGGCUACCGUAAACUAAUCGACCAGAAGAAGGACAAACGCCUGGCCUACUUGCUGCAGCAAACAGACGAGUAUGUGGCCAACCUCACCGAGCUGGUCAGAGCCCACAAAGCUGCUCAGGCGCUGAAGGAGAAAAAGAAGAAGAAGAAGAAAAAGAAGAAGAUGGAGAGCGCAGAAGGCCAGACUCCUGCAUUGGGGCCUGAUGGAGAGCCGUUGGAUGAGACGAGUCAGAUGAGUGACCUUCCUGUGAAGGUCAUCCACGUGGACAGCGGGAAUAUUCUGACCGGAGUGGACGCCCCUAAAGCUGGACAGCUGGAAACCUGGCUGGAGAUGAACCCUGGUUAUGAAGUGGCUCCACGUUCAGAUAGUGAAGACAGUGAAGAUGAGGAGGAAGAGGAGGAAGAGGAGGAGGAGCCCCAGCCUUCAAGCACUUCAGUAGAUGACAAAAAGAAGAUCACCGAUCCCGACAGCGAGGACGUGUCCGAGGUGGAUGUCCGGCACAUCAUCGAGAACGCUAAACAGGAUGUUGACGACGAGUACAGCGGUGCAGCUUUCGCCCGAGGCCUCCAGUCGUAUUACGCUGUGGCUCACGCCGUCACAGAGAAGGUGGAAAAACAAUCUACUUUACUGAUCAACGGACAGCUCAAACAGUAUCAGAUUAAAGGUCUGGAGUGGCUUGUUUCGCUUUACAACAACAACUUGAAUGGGAUCCUGGCAGAUGAGAUGGGUUUAGGAAAAACCAUCCAAACUAUCGCUCUGAUCACGUACCUCAUGGAGCACAAACGGCUCAACGGGCCCUACCUCAUCAUUGUACCCCUCUCAACUCUGUCUAACUGGGUGUAUGAGUUUGACAAGUGGGCGCCAUCGGUGGUGAAAGUGUCCUACAAGGGGUCUCCUGCUGCUAGAAGAGCCUUUGUUCCUCAGCUGCGAAGUGGCAAGUUUAACGUUUUACUCACCACCUAUGAGUAUAUCAUCAAGGACAAACAAGUGUUGGCCAAGAUCCGAUGGAAGUACAUGAUCGUGGAUGAGGGCCACCGCAUGAAGAACCACCACUGUAAACUCACCCAGGUCCUCAACACUCAUUACCUUGCUCCAAGGCGGGUCCUGCUGACCGGGACUCCUCUGCAAAACAAACUACCUGAGCUGUGGGCGCUUCUCAACUUCCUUUUGCCCACCAUUUUCAAGAGCUGCAGCACUUUUGAGCAGUGGUUUAAUGCCCCUUUUGCAAUGACUGGAGAGAAGGUGGAUCUAAAUGAAGAGGAGACGAUUUUGAUUAUUCGUCGUCUGCAUAAAGUGUUGCGUCCCUUCCUGCUGCGCAGGUUAAAGAAAGAAGUGGAGGCACAGCUGCCAGAGAAGGUGGAGUACGUCAUCAAAUGUGACAUGUCGUCUCUCCAGAGGGUUCUGUACAGACACAUGCAGGCCAAGGGGGUCCUGCUGACUGACGGAUCAGAGAAGGACAAAAAGGGUAAAGGAGGGACAAAGACACUGAUGAACACCAUCAUGCAGCUGAGGAAAAUUUGUAAUCAUCCUUACAUGUUCCAGCAAAUUGAGGAAUCAUUUUCUGAGCAUUUAGGAUUUUCUGGUGGAAUAGUCCAGGGUGCGGAUUUGUAUCGAGCGUCAGGAAAGUUCGAGGUGUUGGAUCGAAUUCUACCAAAGCUGAGAGCUACAAACCACAAAGUGCUGCUCUUCUGUCAGAUGACCUCACUCAUGACCAUCAUGGAGGACUACUUUGCUUACCGCAGCUUCAAAUACCUGCGUCUGGAUGGCACGACUAAAGCUGAAGACAGAGGAAUGCUGCUGAAGACAUUUAACGAUCCUGAGUCGGAAUACUUCAUUUUCCUUCUGAGCACGAGAGCCGGAGGCCUCGGCCUCAACCUGCAGUCAGCUGAUACUGUAGUUAUUUUUGACUCUGACUGGAACCCACAUCAGGACCUGCAGGCUCAGGACCGAGCUCACCGCAUCGGUCAGCAGAACGAGGUGCGAGUGCUUCGCCUCUGCACGGUCAACAGCGUGGAAGAGAAAAUCCUGGCUGCGGCCAAAUACAAACUCAAUGUGGACCAGAAGGUCAUCCAGGCCGGCAUGUUCGACCAAAAGUCUUCCAGUCAUGAGCGCAGGGCCUUCCUGCAGGCCAUCCUGGAGCACGAGGAGCAAGACGAGGUCUGGUUAGGAGUAGAGGAGGAGGAUGAGGUCCCGGAUGACGAGACGGUCAACCAGAUGAUUGCCAGGAGCGAAGAGGAGUUUGAGCUGUUUAUGCGCAUGGACCUGGAUCGGCGCCGCGAGGAGGCCCGCAACCCCCGCCGUAAACCCCGUCUGAUGGAGGAAGAUGAACUUCCCACCUGGAUCAUGAAGGACGAUGCUGAGGUUGAGCGGCUGACCUGUGAGGAGGAGGAAGAGAAAAUGUUUGGACGAGGUUCUCGGCAGCGAAAGGAGGUGGACUACAGCGACUCCCUGACAGAGAAGCAGUGGCUCAAGGCGAUCGAGGAGGGCACGCUUGAGGAGGUAGAGGAAGAGGUUCGCCACAAAAAGACAACCCGUAAACGGAAAAGGGACCGGGACCUGGACCUCCCCGGACCCUCGUCCUCCUGCGGGAGCCGUGGACGAGGCGACAAAGACGACGACGGGAAGCGGCAGAGAAAAAGGGGGCGACCGCCUGUUGAGAAACUCUCCCCCAACCCUCCUGCUCUCACAAAGAAGAUGAGGAAAAUUGUGGAUGCUGUCAUCAAAUACAAAGACAGUGCCAGCGGACGCCAGUUGAGUGAAGUGUUCAUCCAGCUGCCGUCUCGAAAAGAGCUGCCGGAGUAUUAUGAACUGAUCCGCAAGCCGGUGGACUUCAGGAAGAUCAAGGAGAGGAUUCGGAGUCAUCGUUACCGUAGUCUGGGUGACCUGGAGAGGGACGUGAUGCUGCUGUUCCAAAACGCUCAGACCUUCAACCUGGAGGGUUCUCUGAUAUAUGAGGACUCCAUCGUGCUCCAGUCUGUCUUCACCAGCUUGAGGCAGAAGAUCGAGAAAGAGGAAGAAAGCGAAGGGGAGGACAGUGAGGAGGAGGAGGACGAGCAGGACGAAGGAUCGGAGUCUGAGUCUCGCUCUGUGAAAGUGAAAAUUCGUUUAGGUAGAAAGGAUAAAGGUGGAGAUCGAGGGAAGGGUCGCAGCAGACGAACGGGACGCACCAGAGCCAAACCCGUUGUUAGUGACGAUGACUCAGAGGAGGAGCAGGAGGAGGAGCGCACCCCCAGCUGCACUGAUGAGGAGUCUUAAACUGUACUGUUCUAGAAGAGACGGAGGCCUAAAAGGGACACAAAUCAAACAGCACACUAACAAUAAGGAAUUAACCUCAGUCAACCCCAUCCACCCUCAGUCAAAUGUUGAAUGGAGACACAACGAAGGCAAGCUUAGAGUACAAGUAAUGCAUAAACUAGUGUUGACUGAUGUGAAGGAGGACUUUUCUGUGCAGAGAAUAUAAUAAUAAAUUCUUAUUUUUAAUUUAAGGUAGUACCUAAAGUAUCUAAAAACUCAAGUUGCAGUAAAAUCCCUGAUAGAAAAUAAUACAAAUUCUAAUCAUAUUGUCUAAAGAUAUUCACAACCAUGGAUUUUUAAGUUAUACAUUAUUUUAAGGCAAUUACUAGGCCUAUGCAUUUGUGACUGAUUAAGUAAAACAACAAUGAAAUUUGUGAUAAAUGGUCAGUACAUAUUUAGCCAUUUACUUUUUUAAAGGUUAAAACGUCCAAAAUGAUGGCAGAAAACCAGGAGGAAACAUGCAGCCCACCGAGCACUGAGAGAUGUACGACUACUACAAUGUUUUUAAGUUUUACGUUAGAAACAGAAUUAUAUGUCUGUUACGUGAAUUAAGAAUAAUUUUAAUUGUCUAAAAAAUAUUUCAGUUAAUUAAUAUAAGCUUUCUGUUCUCUCAUCUUAGCAGAUCCCUGAGAUAAACGAGGCUUCACUUCAUUCUUAGGCCUCCAUAUUCAGAAUGUUUGUGUUGUGUUGUGGUGCGUGCGCAUUUGUGUGCGCAUAGAUGAAGAUUUCAAAUUUACGUCAACCUUUUUUUUUUAAAUAUUAACAUGAGGGGAUUGAAUUUGCUAAGUUUUUUUUUUUUUUUUUAGGAAUUACUCUAAUUAAUAUUAACGUAGCUUUUACAUGAUAUUUAAAUGUAAGACGCAAGAAUAGAAAUGAUAUUCUUGUUGUUUAAGCGCUGCUUAUGUUCUGUUAAAAUACAGUAAUUUGCUGUAAAAUUUGACUAUUUAGGGCUUUUAAUGUGCAGAGAAUUUGAGUAAAAGCUGGAACGAAUUAGCAAAGUAAAGGAUGCAGACUGUAAGCAUAAAAUAUUUGCUUUUUUUGUGAAGACACCACCUCAUUCCGCAGCUAAACCUCACUCCUCUCAUCUUUUGUAACAGUUUCUCUGGAAGCGCGACGAUUGCAGAAAUGUGUUUUUGACCAGAGAUUAGUCUUUGAGUCUGGUGUGGGCGCAGGAUGUUUCCACCCUUAUCCUAUCUUGUUUAGCAAGUCGCCACUUAUUUGACUGAGGUUUAAUGGAGCUGAGGCCAAAGGACUCAACAAAGAAGAAAAAAAACGUUCCUGCUGCUUACCUGCUCCACACCCUGUAUACAGCACUUAUAAAAGUUGAUUGUAAACAUAAAAAAAAAAAAAAAUGGUGAGCACUGUAGCUUUAAUGAGUCCUCCUUCAAUUUUUUUUUCUUUUACUCUUGUGUGGUGAUUUUCAAAAUAAAUUCAGCGACUUCCGCACUUUUGGUUUUUGUUUCCAAGAUGAAGCGCCAGAGGGACAGCGGCCCCUCUGCUCGUGACGGCCUCAUGGUCGUGUGGUGUUGGAUAUACUGUGAAGAGUAUUUCUAUGAUCAUGUCAAUGCACGUAUGUACAGCUUGCAAGCUGAGUACUGUACUUCUCUCAUUUCAGUAGGUAACUAGAGUGAACCAAAGCGUCAAUGUUUUCUUCACUGAUUUUUCAAGAUCUGUCUUUGUUGUGUUGUAUUCCUGCUGCUUGAACUGAGAAGGAAAUAAUAAACUCUUGAUGUUGUGUGA